Messenger RNA from Paramormyrops kingsleyae, 3671 nucleotides. Its product is annotated as calpain-3. Gene Ontology annotation, molecular function: calcium-dependent cysteine-type endopeptidase activity; calcium ion binding. Gene Ontology annotation, cellular component: cytoplasm. Lineage: Eukaryota; Metazoa; Chordata; Actinopteri; Osteoglossiformes; Mormyridae. Gene Ontology annotation, biological process: proteolysis; negative regulation of apoptotic process. The record is from RefSeq and is a predicted model, not a curated record.
GAAAGCGUGGGUAAAAGGGAGUGUGUGUAUGCAUGUGGGUCUUAGAUCAGCACAUACAGGAACUGAAAUUAAGGAAAAGGGAACUAGAUUCGUUUGUGAAAUAGGACAACGCGGCUGGUCUGGAUCUGUUGUGGGUUCUUGAAAAACAAAUCUGAGCUGGGUCAGUGACGUACUGGGACAUUUUCUUGGGAAAAGGUGGGAGGUCUAGGGUCGAGGUGGACUAACAUGUAUUAGGGGCGCCAAAUCCCCUCUUCCCAAGCUGCUUUUAACCCUUGAGUUGCUUCUCUCAUUCUGCCUUGAUAUUUAACUGUUUUCCGUAUUUUAUACGUCAUAUUAUCGUAACAAUCUAGCGAUACGAUGCUGAAAGGAAAAAAACUUGUAGAAAAGAAGGAGGAAGAAAAGAAAGACAAGGAAGGAGGGAAGAUGGCCUUAAAGGUGACAACUCCUAGAUCGAUUUCAGUCCCAACCGAGGCAGCUCCCAUGCCAAAUAAGGUGGGCUUUCCAUCUGCCACACCCGGAAGCAUCUACAGCGCCAUCUUGAAUCGCAAUCAUGCCGUCAUCGAUGCAAAACGCCUGAAAAACUUCAUUGAGCUGCGGGACAAAUAUUUUCGCAAGAAGGUCCUAUUCGAAGACCCUCUUUUUCCUGCGGAUGACACAUCUCUCUUCUAUUCUGGCCAAUUCCCCAUCAAGUUUGAAUGGAAGCGCCCACCAGAGAUCUGCGAAAACCCACAGUUCAUCGUGGGAGGAGCCAACCGGACAGACAUCUGCCAAGGAGAUCUGGGUGACUGUUGGCUACUGGCGGCCAUUGCAUGCUUGACGCUUAAUGAGAAGCUUCUGUACAGAGUCAUCCCCCCAGAGCAGAGCUUCACUGAAAACUACGCCGGCAUUUUCCACUUCCAGUUCUGGCGCUAUGGCGAUUGGGUUGAUGUAGUCGUGGACGACCGGAUCCCCACUUUCAACAACCAGCUGGUCUUCACCAAGUCAGAAGUGAGGAAUGAGUUUUGGAGCGCCCUACUGGAGAAAGCCUACGCCAAGCUGCAUGGUUCCUAUGAGGCCCUCAAGGGUGGGAACACCACCGAAGCCAUGGAGGACUUCACCGGCGGGGUGACCGAGUUUUACGACAUAAAGGACGCACCCAAGGAGCUGUAUAAGAUCAUGAAGAAAGCCUUGGAGAGGGGGUCUCUCAUGGGAUGCUCCAUGGACGAUACCUUGGGAUACUCCCCACCCCCAGACGUGCUGGGCCCUAUUAUCGAUAAGAUGAUCACAGAUGCACAAAAGAGCAAGCUGGGGGACACCUCGGGUGGGGCUUUAGUUCCAGCCCGGUUAGAGACCCGGACCGCCACUGGACUCGUCAAAGGCCACGCCUACUCUGUGACAGGAGUGGAGGAGUGUACAAAGUCACUGCAGAAGCAGCCCAAGAUACGCCUGGUGCGGCUCCGGAACCCGUGGGGUCAGGUGGAGUGGAACGGGCCAUGGAGUGACAACUCAAAGGAGUGGGCAUCUAUCGCCAAGGCAGAGAAAGAGAAGCUUCAGCAGCAAAAUGCUGAAGAUGGAGAGUUCUGGAUGUCCUUUGACGACUUCAAGAGGAACUUCACUAAGAUCGAAAUCUGCAACCUCACUCCCGACGCGCUUCAGGACGACAAGAUCCACAAGUGGACAGUAUCAGUGAACGAGGGCCGCUGGGUGCGCGGCUGCUCUGCUGGGGGAUGUCGAAAUUACCCAGACACAUUCUGGACGAACCCCCAGUACCGACUGCGCCUGCUGGAGGAGGACGACGACCCCGAUGACAACGAGGUGGCCUGCACUGUUGUGGUGGCUCUGAUGCAGAAGAACCGCAGGAUGGAGCGCAAGAUGGGGGCCAACCUCUUCACCAUUGGCUUUUCCAUCUAUGAGGUCCCUCAAGAGAUGCACGGCAACACGCAACACAUGCCGAAGGACUUCUUCCUCUACAAUGCCUCCAAGGCACGCUGCAAAUCCUACAUCAAUCUGCGGGAGGUGACGGAGCGCUUCCGCCUCCCCCCGGGAGAGUACAUCAUUGUCCCCUCCACCUACGAGCCCCACCAGGAGGGAGAGUUCAUCCUCAGGGUCUUCUCAGAGAAGAACAACUUGUCAGAGGAGAUAGAGCACCAGAUCGAGGCCAACAAGCCGGAGCCAGAGAAGAAAGAGAAGAAACGGAAGCCCAUCGUUUUCGUGUCAGACAUAGCGAAUGCCAACAAGGAGAUUGAGCAGGAGGAGUAUGAGGAGGAGAGUAAGAAAAAAAAGGAGGAAGUGAAAAAGCCAGCACCAGCCACCACAGAGUGCGAGGAGGACAAGCAGUUCCACAGCAUCUUCCAACAGAUCGCCGGGGAUGACAUGGAGAUCACGUCCAAUGAGCUCAAGAAUGUCCUGAACAAAGCCAUUGGCAAACACAAGGAGCUGAAGACCAUGGGCUUCUGCCUGGAGAGUUGCAGGAGUAUGAUUGCCCUCAUGGAUACAGAUGGGUCAGGCAAACUAAACUUUGAUGAGUUCAAACACCUGUGGAACAAGAUCAAACAGUGGCAGGGGAUCUUCAAGCGGCACGACUUUGACAAGUCUGGCACUAUAAACAGCUAUGACAUGAGGAACGCUGUCAAUGAUGCAGGCUUCCAUCUCAGCAAUCAACUAUAUGACGUCAUCACCAUGCGCUACGCCAACGACAACAUGAAGAUUGACUUUGACAGCUAUAUCUGCUGCCUGGUGCGGCUCGAGGGCAUGUUCAGGGCUUUCCAUGCUUUUGACAAAGAUGGAGACGGUCUGAUCAAGCUCAACGUCCUGGAGUGGCUCCAGCUAACCAUGUACGCCUAGAGGAAUCCUCAACGCCAAGCAGGGCCUCCUCUACACUGAAAUACGAAGGCUCGACCACACCAGAAGUUACCUCAGCCAUCACCCCACGGAAUUCGGCUCUACCCAACACUGACCGCCAGCUUCCUGCCCACACACUGUCAAUAUACCUCACGGACAAAGGCAGUUCUCUUUCACCAUACUGGGCACUCCUUGCCCAGACACAGCCAGGGUUUUAACUUGCAGCACAAAUCCCUUCCUCGUUUCACCAUCACUCAAAGAGAGAGGCUCAUUCCUCAAAGGUUGGACUUGUCUUUCAUCUCAACUAAAGUGCACCAAUGGAAUUCUUAGGCACAAUCCAAAAAAUAGUUUGGAAAGUGUUAGUGUCACCUCAUUGGGCAGAUAUAGAGGAGGAGGGUCACACGGCAGGCAAUCAAAUUAGGCUUUUGGGGGGAGGGGAUUAACCAAAGUUCUCUAUAUACAUAUGGUGUGAAUGUUUUUGUAGUGUAAUACUGAAGCUGCAUUUUAAAGAUACACUUGUUUGAAUUUCUUCAAAUCCUAUCAAACUAGGCUGUUCCAUAUUUAGUACAUAAAUUGCUAAUUAGAGUACCACAAUGAGACAUUUACUGACACUGUGCAAUUGUCUCGUUUGAACAGCAAUGUUGUAGUCUUUUAAAGGACGCCAUUUCACUUUUUAUUUUUAUUUGAAAGCCUGUUAAUUUAAACAAUACCGAUCUCAGGUUCUCUCGCAAACUUCCUCAAUAAACACCAAGCCAUGUCGAUUCAUUCGACUGAAAAGGUGCUCGAGCACACGCAAAAAUACAACGAAACACAGCGAAUGUCAAUUUGAAAAUAAACUAUUCAAAAAUUUA